This is a messenger RNA of Parastagonospora nodorum SN15, 228 nucleotides long. RefSeq lists its product as hypothetical. NCBI's taxonomy places the organism in Eukaryota, Fungi, Ascomycota, Dothideomycetes, Pleosporales, Phaeosphaeriaceae. The transcript has 2 exons. The record is from RefSeq and is a predicted model, not a curated record. Bases 1 to 228 code for a protein of 75 amino acids.
AUGGUGUAUGACUCUCAGAAGGAUUCCAUGGCCACAAUCAAUCAGCGCUACUUGAUGCACGGAGCUAGAGACGGUCAGCGGCCAACUUCAGGUUUCGCGUUCUACAAGGCGUGGCAGAUGAGCUGUGGACCGAGCGAAAUCCUACUCCCCUGGUAUGAAGUUGCGCCACGACAUGUGCGCAACGAUCCUGGAAGAACAAAGCAGAAAGAGCAAGGACUGUCUGACUAG